Molecule: messenger RNA, 4569 nt
Organism: Leptosia nina
Lineage: Eukaryota; Metazoa; Arthropoda; Insecta; Lepidoptera; Pieridae
Source: the annotation of a GenBank genome assembly
AUGAUAAAACGUCGAAGAAUAGUCCAAGCUGAUAAAAUUAUACAAAACGUUGUACACGUUUUUACUUUGCUUAUGUUUUUACAACUAAGAGGCUUUUAUUCUAUGUCUACAAAUCCUGUUCUUUUGUAUUCAACUGCUGCUGAUAUCAGGGUUGGAAAUCUGUCUAGAAUAAGUAAAGCAACUCCAAUAAUCAAGGAUUUGGAACAAGGUUCUGCCGUUGACUUCUUGCAUAAGCAGAGUCUUGUUUGUUGGUCUGAUCAAACAGCGGAAUUGAUACAAUGUAUGAAAUACAAUGAAACUGCUACUGGUGAUAAAAUAAAAAUAGUUUCUGAAGGAUUAAUAACACCCACAGGAAUUGCGAUAGAUUGGUACACAAGUAAAAUUUAUUGGACAGAUGGUGAAACAAACAGAAUUGAAGUGAUCAGUAUGGAAAGUAAACUUCGCAAGGUUCUAUUUUGGUCUGAAGUUGAUUUGGCUAUUGCUAUAGCUGUUGUCCCUCAAUCAGGAUUAAUGUUCUGGACAGAUUGGGGUGAAACUCCUAAAAUAGAGAGAGCAGGCAUGAACGGUGAUCCUGCGACUCGUAAAGUAAUAGUUAAAGAUAAUAUAUUCUGGCCAAAUGGUAUUACUAUAGAUUAUAACAACAAUUUGAUAUACUGGGUCGAUUCGAAACUUCAAUUUGUAGAUGUCAUAGACUUUGAUGGCAAUAAAAGAAAGAAAAUUAUUAAGACCGGCUUAAACUAUCCAUAUGCAUUGACAUUCUUUAAUGAGAAACUAUAUUGGACAGACUGGAAAACAUGGGCAAUAUAUACUUGGGAUGUUGGUUCAAUUGGUCCUAUUAAGGAGUUAGUAAAAACAGACUCAGUGCCUGUUGACAUUAAGGUCUAUGACCAAGAUAGACAAAUUAUACCCAGUGAAGAUUACCCCUGCAAAAUUAAUAACCAAGGAUGUUCACAUUUGUGUUUGUUAGCACCGACUGCACCUGGCUAUGUGUGUUCUUGUCCAACGGGUGUUAAGUUAAAAGAAGGUAGCAACACCACAUGCUAUAAUGGCCCACAAUCUAUGUUGAUAGUAGCACAACGUUCUAUGAUAUCCAAGAUUUCUCUGGACUCACCUGAUUUUACGCCGUACAAUAUUCCUCUGAAAGAUUUAAAAAGAGUUGUUACUGUGGAUUUUGACCCAAAAACUGAAUAUAUAUAUUGGGCUGACAGUGUAUCAAAAACGCGAUCAACUAUAUCUCGGAGUCGUCUGGACGGCAGCGAGCAGUCAGUCGUGAUACACGGCGGGGGGGUUCCAGACAGUAUAGCGAUAGAUCCUCUCGCUAGAAACAUAUAUUGGACUGAUCCUGUUUCUGACACUAUCACUGUUGCAAGGCUCGAUGGCAGCUCUAAGAAGGUCAUAAUCCACGAUGAGCUCUACGACCCGCGCGCAAUUGCUCUGCACCCAACGGCCGGUUGGAUGUUCUGGUCGGAUUGGAAUGAAAAGAAGCCGAAAAUAGAGCGAGCCAACUUGGACGGAGGAGAGCGAGUGCUCCUCGUGGCGGAAAGGGUCACUUGGCCCAACGGAAUCGCUUUGGACACACAACACAACAAGUUGUACUGGGGGGAUGCACGCACCCACAAGAUCGAGGUCAUCAAUAUGGAUGGGUCACAACGGCGCGAAUUGCACAGCAGUGAAAUUUUACAUAUAUUCGGUUUGACAUUGCUCGGACGGAAUCUCUAUUGGACGGACAUACAGAGGAGAACAAUGGACAGGAUUAAUAAAGACACUGGAUUAGAACGUCAAGCAGUGGUGGAACAGAUGGCUAACAUGAUGGGCGUUAAGGCGUUCCGCGUUGGAGAACCGCUGGGGAAGAACGCGUGCGCUGAAAACAAUGGCGGCUGCUCGCACUUUUGCUUCAACAGACCUCACGAUUACGUUUGCAGUUGCCCCUUGGGUUUAGAACUCGGCAGUGACAGGAAAAGUUGCAUAGAGCCAGAAGCCUUUCUUGUUUACAGUCGCAAGAACAUCAUUGGCCGUUUGAGCGUUGAGAAUGAACACAAUGACGCGGUACUUCCUAUUAAGGACGUGAAGGAAGUUAGUGCUCUCGCCGUGCACGUGUCCGGCUCGAAGCUGUAUUGGUCGGACAGUAAAACCAAAACCAUCAACCGAUGUUCAGUUAAUGGCUCCAACAUGGAAAAGAUUCUGGAAUGGAUGGGACUAGUUGAAGGCUUAGCAAUCGAUUGGUCUGGACAAAACAUCUAUUGGACAGACACGGCUGCGCAGAGAAUCGAAGUAGCCAGGCUGGACGGGUCCAGUAGGCGCACACUCAUCUGGCAAGGGUUAAAGAAACCAAAAAGUAUCGCUCUGGAUCCAAGAAAGGGGUACAUGUACUGGUCUGAGUUGGGUUCGAAGACGAUAAAGCGAGGGUCCAUGGACGGCUCCUCCAUUACCACCCUCAUCGAAGGGGCAGGCCGGGUGCACGCUCUGGCUAUAGAUUACGAGCGACGCGCCAUUUAUUGGGCAGCCCUGGAUCCCCCGAGCAUAGAGUACGCUUUUCUCAAUGGGACGGGCAGAAAAGUUCUAGCCGAUAACAUUCCGAUGCCGUAUGCGCUUACGUUAUACGGCGAUAAGGUGUAUUGGGGUGACUGGAAUACUGGACUGAUUGAGGUGGCAAAAAAGAUCGAUGGCUCUAAUCGUAAGACUAUCCAUACUCAAAUGGACUAUAUAUCGGAUUUGCGCGUGUACCAUCGAGCCAGGGAUUCGCUGCCUAAUCAGUGUGGCGUGGAUAACGGGGGAUGUUCACAUCUUUGUCUUCCUCUUCCAAAUAACGACUUCCGCUGUGCUUGUCCGGCGCAUUUCCGUCUGAAUAGAGACAAUAUAACUUGUUCUGAACCAGAAGAGUUCCUCCUUUUUGCCCAGAAAAACGCUGUUGGCCGGAUAUUGGUGGCUAACGCUGAAUGCAAUGAUGCGUUUAUCCCUUUGACAGGCCUCAAGAGCGUGAAGGCGAUAGAGUACGACCCCGUUGAGAAGUACCUAUACUGGAUGGAUGACGACAGUCACGCAAUACGACGCGUACCCAUAUCGUAUUCCGCCACUUCAGCUGUCACUGACUCUUCAAUAGUCGUUUCUGGGCUAUCGAGACCCUUCCACAUGGUGUUAGACGCUCUCGGCAGGGCUCUAUACUGGACUUGCCUAGACACGGAUUCCAUAAACGCGACUUCGAUAGAGAAUAAUUCCUCUACGGGCGUGAUCGUGCGCGGCGAGAAAAUGAUGCCUAGGCACUUGGCGCUACAUCAGACAAAAAGAUUGCUGAUCUGGAGCGACGCAGGCUUAGGAGUGAUAAUGCGUUCGAGCGUGGAUGGAACUGCUCAAAUUGAACUGGCUCGCGUAUCUAACGUAACUGCUUUAGCGUUGGACGAAUCAACCGGCACCGUAUAUUGGGCUGUCGCUAGGCAAAUACACGCCGUCGAUUUAGACACUUCUAACAGACGCAUUGUAUGGCAAGGCGGGUGGGUGGGCUCGCUAGCUGCUUACGGCGGCUCGCUGUACUUGGGCGGUGGUGAGCGAGCACUCAUGCGCAUCCCCCUCCACCGACGCGACGCACCCGCUACUCCUGUUCAACAUAUCGCCAAACUUAUUGCCGCCAAGACUGUACAUCGGGUCCCCAGAGAGCAUCCGUGCUUCGGCGGUGGGUCCUGCGGUUCUUCCCCGGGAUCGUGCGGCGCUGGUGGCGUUUGCGGCUGUGGCCUGCAGUGCGCGCACCCACGCCGAACGCGCCCGUGCUCAUCCGGCCACUUCCUCUGCGGGCAACUAGAUGUCGCCACGGAUGCUAUCGACGAUGCGCAUGCGCCGUGCAUACCCAUGUUUUGGAAGUGCGAUGGCCAGACGGAUUGUCCAGACGGUUCAGACGAGAGAUCGUGCGACGCGUGCGGCGGUGGGGUGCGAUGUGCGGAUGGCUCUUGCGCCCCAUCUCUGGGAGCGUGUAGCACGGGCGCUUUUUGCCACGCCAUGCCGCUGCCAGAUGCGUUCCGAUGUGACGAUCGCUUAUGCCUCGCCUCAAGGCUGUUGUGCGAUGGACACCAACACUGUGAAGACGGUUCGGAUGAAGCUCCAGCGGCUUGUGGAUACGUACAGAAGGAUACAGUUUUAAGCGGAAGUACGGGGCAUCAGUGGCACGCAGUGGCGGUCUGGUGCGCUGUGGGCGGCGCGUGCGCAGCGUUAGUGGGCGCGGCGGCUCUCUUCCGAAGAUGCCGCUCUGGGCCACCGCGUCGCUUACCCGCGCCUGUUAGUCCGCUCGUGUACACCAAGCCACCGCCAGAUUACGCCAGAACAAGGAUCUCACUGCCAUCUUCAGAUGCAACCGGGUCGGCAUCCGCAUCGGAUAGCCUCUGCGGCCGGUAUCCCCGGCCCACGGCGAACCCGCCCCCUAGUCCGGCGACAGCAAGUGGUAGUCGACGUCGACCCUACCGGCAUUACCGUUCCUCGAACCGGCCCCCACCACCCACCCCCGCCUCGACGGAUGCCUGUGAAUCAGAGCCAGAGCCGGCUGCGCGUGCGCCGCCUCCCUCGCCGGCGCCGCUUUUGUAUUGA